GUAUGGGCGGGACCUCAAAACAUCAGGGAAGUGUUUUCACGUAGCAGACACAAACAGAGAGGCACAAAACAAGGCAACUGUUUCUAUUAAAGCCUCUUAAAGGAGUUAGUCGCACCUCGGUUAUGAUCCUGGACUGGUUACACAGGCUAGUUGUAACGUUAAGUUGGUUUUAAAGUGUUAAAUCAACUCAUAUCUACUCAGAAGAGGAGGGAGAAGUACUUCAACCUGAGCUUCCUGAAGUGAAGUCAAGCUAGGAGGUAACCUGAACCCAGCAGCCACAGAGGACGGAGAAGGUGACAAACUAAGUUCAGGAACAAGUAGUAAGCUAUCUAAUAAGACUAUUUAACUUCCCGUGAUGUCUCUGGCCGACCAGAGCCAGCAGUGGUUCCCUACCAGCGUCCAGGUAACGGUUCACCAGGCUCGCAACCUGCGACCAAAGGGCAAGAAUGGCACCAACGACGCCUACGCCAUCAUGCAGGUGGCCAAAGACAAGUUCUCCACCUCGGUGUCGGAGAAAUGUCUCGACCCGGUGUGGAAAGAAGAGGCUUCCUUCGACCUGCCGCUCUUCCACCCGGGAAACGGGGACCGCUGCACGCUGUACAUCAUCGUGAUGCACCGGGCUCAUGUGGGGCUCGACAAGUUCCUGGGUCAGGCUGUGGUCAACCUGCUGGAGCAGCACGACAACGACCUCCGCAAGAAGACUGAAUGGUUCAAGCUGGUGGACAAGAGUGGAAAAGAGGACAAGGCGCGAGGGGAGGUGCUGCUGGAUAUCCAGUUUUUGAGAAACAACAUGUCAGCCAGCAUGAUGGACCUUUCUAUGCAGGACAAACCGCGCUCCCGCAUGUCCAAGCUGAAGGACAAAGUCCGUGGGAAGAAAAAGGAUGGCUUCUCUGACUCUGCUUCAGCUAUUGUUCCCUCUGUCAGCAUUGUCCUCACAGACAGCGAGGGAGAGGCUGACACACAGUCAAUCACAUCACAUCAGUCUGAAGGAGUGAAAAAGAAAUCUAAGCUCAAAACCCUCUUUGCUCCCAAAUCAAACUUGCAGCGUAACAUCUCACAGUCCAUGUCUACACUGGGGACUCUUCCAGAGAAGAAUUCAUCUCUCAGUGCCAGCCGCUCAUCUGGUCUCAACGUCGACUCUCCUGAAGGUAAAAAGAAAUUCAAAUUCCUUGGACACAAGCGGACAGGCAGCUCUGACAGCAAGGUGUCUCUGGGUGCCUUCUCCCUACUGGGUCGCUCCAAGCAGAAAGACAUUGACAAGACGUGCAUCAACGGCAACCAUGUGUACGCAGAGAAGAAAGAGCCAGUGGAGAACAGUGGAGACACUCUCAGUCUGAACAGCUCAGGCCAAGGAUCUGUGGAGGAUGUCCGCAAAUACAAAGAAGUCGGUGUAGAUGUCCCCUCCCACCAGCAUGCGUCUACAGAUAGGGCAGUACUGGAGCAACAGCACCAUCAAGAGGAUGAGGAGGAGAAGAGAAAGCAGGCAGAAGAGUGGCGCAUAGCAGAGGCCAAGAGGCUGGAGGACGAGGAGAAGCACAGGGUAGAGGUCCAAAGACUGCGGGAGGAACAUGAGCGAAGACAACAAGAGGAACAGGAGAGGAAGAGACGCUUCCUUGAGGAUGAAGCAAGGAGGGAGGAAGAGAAGAGAAAGCAAGAGGAAGCAGCAGGAAACCAGAGGCUGGAGGAGGACCGCCGCAGAGUGGAGGAGCAGAAACAACAGGAGGAGGCCUCCAUGAGCGACAGGCUGUCGUCUCUGUUUGGAAUGAUCAGGAAGAAAGAGGAGAAAAAGGAGGAGCUGCCCGCAAUGGCUCCUUUAAGCGAAUUAGGAGAUCCUGAUGGACUGAUCUCUGCCCGUUCCCCCAAUCCGUUCGAGGACAUUCCCCUCAGCUCAGACCCUCCAGUUAGCAGUGAUGAAAGCCCAGCUGAUGAUCAGAAAUUCAGCCGUAAAACACAAAUGCCCUCGGCCAUGGCCUUCCUCAACCGCAGUGCUAAAGUGUCUGCAGUCAAACCCAGAUUUACUCAAUCUCUGGAGUCUGAACCUGCUGACUGCCAAACCCCCAGUCAGCUGUAUCCUUCCUCAGCUGAGUCCACCCUUUCUAGUGUCCCAUCUGAGUCCCCCGAUACUUUCUCCAGUCUCCACUCGUCCCUGGCUCCAGCAAUCCCAAUCCAAAGCCCGUCUGGUUCUCCUCGUGGCAGCAUAGAAGAUUUGUCGUCUGCGGGAUCUUCACCCACCAUGUCGGAUAAGAGGAGAAGAGCCCCCAUGCAACCAUCAUAUGCGACCCAAAAUGGAGCUCCAGUCAAGGAGGCCACGAGCCCUACAAGCGUGGCGAUAGAUGGGCCGCUGCCAAAUAGAAAACUGUCUCUGCCACUUCCUGAUUACGAAACCCUGUUUCCUCAGAAGAGACACGGAGUGCAAGGGCAAACUCGAUGGGAUCAUAUAAUCGCUGAGGUCAAUCAGAAAAGCAGGGACUCUGCAGAGAUGAGUGUGGAUGGCCCAGAGGAGCAUGCACCCAGUCGUAGGACGACUUCACUCCAACAGGAGAGUCCUGCUAUAAGGCAUUAUCAAACACAACCUCAGGAGACCAAACCCAUCUCAUCAAAAAAAUCUGCGGCCCCAGCUCCCCCUAAUUCAGUCACACCUCCAUACCUUCGAUCAGCAGCAGACUUCUUUCAAUCUUCAAGCAGAGAGAGUCUCUCAGGGAUAUCCAGGAAUGGAGCAAGGAAGGCGUUACUUCCACCUGCAGCAACACACACACCCAGACUAAUAAGCCAAACGGACUUGGAAACAACACCAAGAAAUGAUCAAAGAGAAAUCACUAAGAACAAGGAUGCACCCACAGCCAGUCCUAGACAGAAGGCUAGUGGCAAAGAGCCCGCACAACAAGAAGAUUCUGCUGUGACACCAGACAAAUAUAUGAACAGUUACAUCCAAACAGCAAGUUUGAGUAGCAUGGACACAAAAGACAGGCAAGUACAGGAGAACUUUGAUUUUGACCCAUUCCCCAUCACUGAGCUUCUCACCAAAGACCCAUGGGCACAGCUGAAGCCCAACAAAGAAGCAGAUGACUUUUUUGCCGGUGGUGUACAAAAAGAGCAGAAAGUUGAAGAUCGGGGAAUGACACCAGGAGAUCUUGAUUCAAUCUUUGGUCAAGAGAAACAGACAGAUCCGUUUGCUGAUUUUAAUGGCAAAGACAGUGAGUACAUGAAAAAAGAUGAAGAUUCAAAGCAAGUCAGCCCUGUUAUCCAAAAAAUGAAUUUACAGAGACGAAAAAUGAAUGUAUUGUUCACAACUCCCUCAGAUAUUACGACUUCCAAGUCUCGACAAGAACCCGAAACAACCAUAACCACAGCUUAUAAAGGCCUCUCUGCAAGAGGUGGCAGGAAUGAGUCCAUCACACCGAAGCCUCCAGCUGAUGCGAAAACACAAAGCAACUUUUAUGGAGGAGAGGAUCAGUUUGGAGCUGAACCUUUUAGCCCUACCGUGACUUUUACAGAACCCCUCCAGGUAGUUGUGGAGGAAGUGGAACCAGCACCUCUGGCAGGAGGUUUAUCUGGGGGGAAGUCACCUUUGCGAGCAUGGGUCUCACCCACUGAUGUUGUCAGUGCUCAGAGUAGCAAUGGAGAUGGGCUAGCCGUUACUCCACGCAGGCCUCAUCCUGUGAAGCCCAUGAACACAGAUAACCAAUAUCCCAUCAGCCCCCCAGGUGUGAAAGACAUUAAGGUCCGCGAGAGAACACCAGGGAAGACUCAGGUGGCAGACACAGUGGGAAGUGGGCCUUUCACUCAGCUGACACAGGAAGAGCUGAUCACACUGGUGGUGAGGCAGCAGGCCGACCUUUCCAACAAGGACUCCAAGAUCGUUGAGCUCGAGGAGUACAUCGACAACCUGCUGGUCCGCGUCAUCGACGAGCAACCCGGCAUCUUGCAAGCUCUGAACUUAAAGCCAGAAUAAGGGUAACGGCAGCCGGAGUCCCACUGAAGGACUCAGUUACGUUUGUUGUGUGUGUGUGUUUGUCCUGUUGUUGUCACUGUGUGUACUGAGAGACACAGUCUCGAUGAAGGUCUUAGAGCAUGAUGCACUUUCUUAGUUUCAGAGUCAAAUUAGUUUGAGAAUGCUGGAAAAUUGUCUCUGAAGUAAACUUAAUAACAAGCAAGUAAAACAUCUUUAUAUGAGCAAAUGAAUGUUUUGACACUAAGGUACUAGAAUUUGCUUUAAAAAAAAAACUUGUUACAUGAAAAUGCAUUCAACAUUUUGAUUUAUAUACCAUGAUGAAACUUGGGUUGAGCUUUAUUUAAUGUACUAAUGAUGCGGAUAAAAAUUAUUGGUUUUUUUAAACUAUUAUCUGGCCUUUUUUACUCUUUACGCCGGGCUUUGUGUAACUUAUUGCUGUGUGAUGAAUGAUACAUAACCUUAAACAACCAUUCCAAAUAUUCAUGCAUCAUCUUAAUGAGGUGAGACCGUAAUGUUUCUCUCAUAUGACUUAUGAUCUAAUGAGUCACGAUUAAGAUUGUUUAUAUAACAAGGGCACAUUGACUUUUCCCUCCACCACUGUAGUCUUAUUCUUUUUUUUAUUUUAUUUUGUUGAUCCUUUUGGCUUGCAAUUAAUAACAUUCCUCCCACAUUUAACUCACCACAGGCGAAUGUCAGCUGGUUGCCCAGUCCUUAAAAACAUGUCGUGCCUAACUUUGCUUCAAAGAGGUAUUAAUUAGAAAACCAGCAAUAACUAAAAGCAAACAGCUGCUAUGUAUUGUAUAUAGUUUGAAUUACACAGCAGCAGGUACAGCAGUGUUUCUCUUUCAUGUGGUUGUUAUGUAGCCUGUGCACAUAUUUUAAAAUAUUAUGCAAGAAUCAAACUCUUCUAAUAAUAAUAAUAAUAUUGUGAGAUUUUGAUCCCUGUGAUGUUUGUGUUGUAUUUGUAAAAUGAAAACCAAGAGAUAAUCAAAAACCAAUCAUCAGACGAAUGAUAAUAGACUCAGUAUCAGUAAUAACCAACCAGCCUUGUCUUUGUAUUUGAACUACACUAAUGAAUGAACAUCUAUGCCUUUAAUAUGACAAUAUUAUUUCAUGUCUUGGCAGCAAUGAAAGCAAUAUUAAUCUCCAGAAUGUACGGACCUGUGCCUUUUACAAACCUUUUUCAUGACUUGUAUGUCUGAUUUGCUGGAUGGAAAGUUGUUGUGUUGUUGGCCUCUCUUCUUGUGCCGGAGUGAGAGCUCAAAGAAUGUGCAGAAUGUACCGCAACCUGUUGUAUCGAGUGUCCGUCGACAUGACGAUAAUACUACAGUCUAUGUAAAACUUCUGAAAGAAGUGACGCUGGGCAAAUUAUUGUUUUAUUUGAAAUAAAGACACUAAUUAUUUCACCACA
Sebastes umbrosus (honeycomb rockfish) is the source of this 5363-nucleotide messenger RNA. It is a transcript of the gene rab11fip1a, whose product is annotated as RAB11 family interacting protein 1 (class I) a. The transcript has 6 exons. Gene Ontology annotation, biological process: regulated exocytosis. The coding region runs from base 356 to 3952 and encodes 1198 amino acids. NCBI's taxonomy places the organism in Eukaryota, Metazoa, Chordata, Actinopteri, Perciformes, Sebastidae. Gene Ontology annotation, cellular component: intracellular membrane-bounded organelle. Gene Ontology annotation, molecular function: small GTPase binding. The record is from RefSeq and is a predicted model, not a curated record.